AUGGCUGCUAUCAACAAAAUGGCUGGUACCUCGGUGGAUCCAGAGCAAGAAGAGAGGAUCUUUUUGGAAGAAGUUGCUGCUGUUAAGAAAUGGUGGGAAGAUGAGAGAUGGAGAUAUACCAAGAGACCAUUUACUGCUGAGCAAAUUGUGGCAAAGAGGGGAAAUUUAAAGAUUGAAUACCCAAGCAAUGCACUUUCAAAAAAGCUUUGGGGUAUCUUGGAGGAUAGAUUCAAGAAUAAAGAUGCUUCUUUUACUUAUGGUUGCUUGGAACCUACCAUGUUGACUCAAAUGGCAAAAUUCCUCGAUACAGUUUAUGUUUCUGGAUGGCAAUCAUCAUCUACUGCAUCUUCCUCCGAUGAACCUGGUCCAGAUCUCGCAGAUUACCCAUACACUACAGUUCCCAACAAAGUAGCCCAUCUCUUCAUGGCGCAACUCUUCCACGACCGCAAACAACGAGAAGAGCGCGUAAUGACCGCCUCGAAAGCCGAUCGUGCCAAGCUUCAAAACGUCGAUUAUCUCCGUCCCAUUAUCGCAGAUGGAGAUACCGGUCAUGGAGGUCUUACUGCCGUUAUGAAAUUGACAAAAUUGUUUGUGGAGAAGGGAGCUGCGGGUAUUCAUAUUGAGGAUCAAGCUCCUGGUACUAAGAAAUGUGGACAUAUGGCUGGAAAGGUCCUUGUACCUAUCAGUGAACAUAUUAAUCGUUUGGUUGCCAUUCGUGCUCAGGCUGAUAUUAUGGGCUCCGAUCUUAUCUCUAUUGCUCGUACAGAUGCCGAAGCUGCAACCUUAAUCACAACCACCAUCGACCCGCGCGACCACCCCUAUAUUCUCGGCUCAACAAACGCUAAUCUCAAACCCCUCAACGAUCUAAUGCUGGCUGGUGAGCGAGCCGGUAAAACUGGUGCUCAACUCCAAGCCAUCGAAGAUGAAUGGACAGCACAAGCCGAUCUCAAACUUUAUAACGACGCCGUCGUCGCCGCCAUAAAAUCCAAUCCUAGCAACACCCAAGCCGACGAUCUCAUUUCCAAAUUCUUAAACGAUGUAAAGGGAAAGAGUAAUUCCGAAGCAAGAGCACUCGCCAAAUCAAUCGCUGGUGUAGAGAUUCAUUGGGAUUGGGAUGCUCCACGUACAAGAGAAGGAUACUACAGAUUAAAAGGUGGAUGUGGCUGUGCCAUCAACCGCGCCAUCGCUUACGCCCCCUACACUGACGCAGUCUGGAUGGAAUCCAAAUUGCCAGACUACAACCAAGCCGCUGAAUUCGCUGCAGGUGUCCACGCCGUCUACCCAGAACUAAAACUCGCCUACAACCUCUCUCCAUCCUUCAACUGGAAAGCCGCCAUGCCACGCUCAGAACAAGAAACUUAUAUUCAACGUCUAUCUAAAUUAGGAUACUGUUGGCAAUUUAUUACAUUAGCAGGUCUACACACCACUGCACUUAUCUCCCAUCAAUUUGCGGAGAAAUAUAGUACGAUGGGUAUGAGAGCCUAUGGGGAAUUGGUUCAGGAACCUGAAAUGGACUUUGGAGUUGAUGUGGUGAAGCAUCAGAAAUGGUCUGGAGCAAAUUACGCAGAUGAGUUAUUGAAGAUGGUUACUGGAGGUGUAAGUAGUACGAGUGCGAUGGGUAAGGGUGUUACGGAGGAUCAAUUUCAUUAG
Molecule: messenger RNA, 1650 nt
Organism: Sclerotinia sclerotiorum 1980 UF-70
Lineage: Eukaryota; Fungi; Ascomycota; Leotiomycetes; Helotiales; Sclerotiniaceae
Product: isocitrate lyase
Exons: 4
Coding region: 1-1650 (549 amino acids)
Biological process (GO): carboxylic acid metabolic process
Molecular function (GO): isocitrate lyase activity
Source: RefSeq, a predicted model, not a curated record